Molecule: messenger RNA, 1484 nt
Organism: Phragmites australis (common reed)
Lineage: Eukaryota; Viridiplantae; Streptophyta; Magnoliopsida; Poales; Poaceae
Product: EID1-like F-box protein 2
Exons: 3
Coding region: 237-983 (248 amino acids)
Molecular function (GO): protein binding
Source: RefSeq, a predicted model, not a curated record
CGGCUCGAUCCGAGCUGAUGCGCAGCCGACGAUUCCGAUCCCCUCCCAUCGAUCCCGUCUCGCUCCCCACGCCGGCGACCGGAGAAGUGACCGCGCAGCGGCGCAGCGCAGGCGACGGCGACGGCGACUCCUUUCCCCGCUCCGGCUGCGGACAACCCGGCGGCGUCGUGUCAGGUAAGGAUUGAAGAGGGUAUGAGAAGGUGGACACUGUUGCUGGAGUGAUUUGACCACUGGAAAUGGUGUUGGUCGUGAAGCAGCACCGCUGCACACACUCGGCAAGCUGCUCUUGCAUCAAGGGCCACCUCAGUGAGGAUGCACUGUUCCUUGUUUUCCGUCACAUGAACUGGAACCCUAGGCUGAUCGCUAUCCUCUCAUGCGUGUGCAAGUGGUUUGAUGAGGUCGCCAAGCAGGUGCUGUGGAAGGAGUUCUGUCAUGCGAGGGCGCCAAAGAUGAUGCUGGAUCUGCAUUCAGGUGGCAGCCACAUUGUUGAUGGGAAUUGGAAGGCACUUGGGAAGCUGCUUAUCUAUUGCAAUGGCUGCACAAAGGGGGGGCUGUUCAACAACAUUCAUGUCCCGGGCCAUUUUGUGUUCAGGACGCGCUUUUCAAGGACCGCGGGCAAGAGUUUCCUUCCUCUGCCAUGUAAGUCGGAUGUCUUGUAUGUGUCAGAUCCAUGCGAGCAUCUUGAUCAAGGGGAAGAAGGUGACUUGGGUUUCUUCCGAGGCAUCUUUAAGUCGUUCGCCACUUCAAGGGUCAAGAAGAUGUUGAUUGAGAAGCGGGCUAGGUUUCAUCCAAGGGAGUUGUGCCCUUAUUGUAAGGCCAAGCUAUGGAACAUGUUCCAGGCAAAUAUGAUUGCGAGGAGUGCUUCCACCAGGCUGGGUGCCUAUGAUGAUUCUGUGGAGUAUUUUGUAUGCCUGAAUGGACAUGUUAUUGGAAUUGGUACCUUGCUACCUCUCUCGGAUUCAGAGGAGGCAGCAGAUGAGUAAUCCUCAGGAACUUGAAUCAGGUUUGCAAGAUUGAAGCCCAGGGGUCGUGAAUAGCAGACAGUGGUACUGAAUCUUGGUUGUGACUAGACAGUGGGAUGGCAUGUAAACCGCAAAACUGCAGUGGGACAAGAAUCCAUGAUGGGCUUUGCAUCAAACUGCAGUGUUCUUCCUGGUGCCUUGCAUCAGAUGGGAAAAAAAGAGAGGAGCUAUUUUACAUUGUCUUUCCUUUAUUUAUCGAUACCUCAUAGUUGCUCUUGUAAUUGCAAUCGUGACUCUAUCCUCUUUCCUUGUUCCUACAUGUUCACAGCAUGUAGAAUAGGGUGCCUGGCUUAGUGAGACUCGAGAUGUGAAAUUUGUGCUCAUGAUAUUCAUGUGUGUUCCUUACUGCGUGUUGUCUUUGUUGCUGACUUGACUGUAUUUUGGUCUCUGUACGAAUCUGGACACUGAAGCAGUCGAUCUGUAGGAACUUCAUAUUUGUUUUUGAAACGAGUGCUUCAUGUU